UCUCUAGCUUAGGUUUGAUGACGGCCAAAGUUCCCAAAGCUUUGGAUUGCAUUCACCCUGCGACGUAGAGACUAAAGACAGUAAGAGGAGGUUGGGUUUCCGUACCCAACUUCGGUUGGACAAGAAGGAAUGAACAACGGUAAGAUAUUGACGAGGGGCACCAACCAAAUACGGAGCCGGUUCGUAAAGAAAAAUGGACAAUGUAAUGUUCUAUUCACCAACAUGGAUGAAAAGAGGCAGCGCUACCUGGCUGACAUCUUCACCACCUGUGUGGACAUCAGCUGGAGAUACCUGCUGCUGAUAUUCUGCGGCAGCUUCCUGGUCUCGUGGCUUUUCUUUGGGAUUGUCUUUUACAGUGUCUCCCUGGUACAUGGGGACUUUAACGAACAACCAAGGGUGAACGUUGUUGGUAUAACGCACAGAGCGCAGACACUAAGAAUGCCCUGCAUACUUCAUGUCCACAGCUUUAUUGGGGCGCUCCUGUUCUCCAUGGAGACCCAGACCACCAUCGGGUAUGGCUUGCGCUGCGUCACUGAGGAAUGCCCCAUCACUGUACUAACUGUGGUCGUGCAGUCCAUCGUGGGCUGCAUCAUCGACUCUUUCAUGAUCGGCACCAUCAUGGCAAAGAUGGCGCGGCCGAAAAAGAGGAACCAGACCCUCGUGUUCUCCAAGAACGCUGUCAUCGCCCUGCGAGACGGAAAGCUGUGCCUCAUGUGGAGGGUGGGCAACCUGCGUAAGAGCCACAUCGUGGAGGCUCAUGUCCGCGCACAGCUAAUACGUUCAUACGUUACAGACGAAGGCGAGUUCAUCCCCUUGGAGCAGAUGGACCUCAACGUUGGCUACGAUGAUGGAACAGACCGGCUGUUUCUAGUAUCCCCGCUGGUCAUAAUCCACGAGAUAGAUAAAGACAGCCCCUUGUAUACUUUAAGCAGAGCUGAUCUGGAGACGGAUGACUUCGAGAUCGUCGUGAUCUUGGAGGGGAUGGUGGAGGCCACGGCCAUGACCACCCAGUUUCGUAGCUCCUUCCUUGCCAGAGAGGUCUUCUGGGGUCACAGGUUUGAGCCUGUGAUCUACGAGGAUGAGGACCGCUACAAGGUAGACUACGCUCGAUUCCAUCAGACCUACGAGGUGCCGUCCACGCCCCACCUCAGCGCCAAAGAGCUCGACAAGGCCACAACUAGGGUGUCUUCUGUCGCUUCUCCGGUUUCUACUCGUAGAACCAAGCAAUACCUGAUUACCAGGUCGCUGAGCGCCUUCUGUUACGAGAAUGAGAUGGCAUUGAGCUGCGGAGAGGAAGAGGAUGAGGUCUUUGAGGCCCAGAGUUCAGAGGACACGAGGACUUCAGUGUCGGUGGACUUACAAAAUAUGUUCCAGGACACUGCGACCAGGACAUCAGGCAGUCGCAGCUUCAUGUGUGUUCUGGACAUGGACAAUAACCAGUUGGAGUUUGACAUCCUGAAGACCGCAGUCCCUCUUGAUCCAGUGACCUACAAGAGCAAGAAAGAGACCUGA
Messenger RNA from Eleginops maclovinus (Patagonian blennie), 1512 nucleotides. It is a transcript of the gene kcnj4, whose product is annotated as potassium inwardly rectifying channel subfamily J member 4. The record is from RefSeq and is a predicted model, not a curated record. Gene Ontology annotation, biological process: regulation of monoatomic ion transmembrane transport; potassium ion import across plasma membrane. The coding region runs from base 130 to 1512 and encodes 460 amino acids. The transcript has a single exon. NCBI's taxonomy places the organism in Eukaryota, Metazoa, Chordata, Actinopteri, Perciformes, Eleginopidae. Gene Ontology annotation, molecular function: inward rectifier potassium channel activity. Gene Ontology annotation, cellular component: plasma membrane.